AGCCUGCAACCACGGGCUUAGUUGAUCAUGUGUCCAACAUGGCCUGGACACAACGGUUGCCUGUAAUUCCAUACAUGUUCAUACCACUGCGAGUUCUCCUUGUGGUGUUCCUUCCCGUAGCAUCUGUGACGAGCCACGAUGCGCCACUCGAGAUGCAGGUCAGCUCGGCGGGGGAGAUCGGCCCCCGCAGGGCCAUGAUGCGCGCGGAGAAGUUGGCCCUGGAGGAAGCCAGCAGCGACGCAACCACCACUGCGGCCAAAACAACGACUGCAGCCAAAACUACGACUGCAAAGGCCACUACCACAGAAAAGCCCACGACCACAGAGAAGAAGACAACCACUGAGAAGAAGACAACGACUGAUAAGAAGACAACCACUGAGAAAGCCACAACCACCGAGAAGAAGACUACUACAGCAAAGGCCACUACCACGGAAAAGGCCACUACCACUGCAAAGCCCACAACGACUGAGAAGAAGACAACCACUGCAAAGCCCACAACUACUGAGAAGAAGACAACCACCGAAAAAGCCACAACCACUGAGCAGAAGACGACUACUGGAAAGGCCACUACCACGGAAAAGCCCACAACUACUGCAAAGAAGACAACCACUGCAAAGCCCACAACUACUGAGAAGAAGACAACCACUGAAAAAGCCACAACCACUGAUAAGAAGACAACUACUGCAAAGGCCACUACCACUGCAAAACCCACAACGACUGAGAAAAAGACAACCACCGCAAAGGCCACAACCACGGAGAAGAAAACUACGACUGCAAAGGCCACUACCACUGAAAAAGCCACAACAACUGGCAAAACAACUACAGCAAAGCCAACUACGACCGGAAAAGCCACGACGACCGGAAAGAAAACAACCACAGCAAAGGCCACAACAACUGAAAAGGCCACGACCACUGGCAAGAAGACGACUACAGCAAAGCCUACGACAACAGCUGACGAAGAGACGACUACUACUGCUGACGAAGAGACGGCCACUACAGAGGAGGAUGAGACCACCACCAAAGAAACCACGACGGCAGAGAGCACAACCACAGAAGCCACCACAACAUUGGAGAAGACCACAACCAAGAGCACAACCGAAUCAACAACAGAGCCCGAGGAGACUACCACAAAGUCAACUACACUUGAGGAGGAGGAAGAAGAGAUGACUACAACGGAAGAGAAGGAGGAGACAACCACUCGGAGCACAACUGAGUUGAGUACCACCAGAAGUACCACUGAGGCGCCGACGACCACCGAGCCAACCACGAAGCAGACGACACUGGCCACGACGAAAAUGACAACUGCUAGCACUUCAUCAUCUACUUUGUCUACAUCUACGACCUCUACAGUUGCGCUGAGCAACACCAGUGUUGCAGUGAGUACAACGCCUGAUACCACAUCCAGCACGACUACCGAGUCUUCAAGUUCAACCACUACGCUGCCGCUCACGACUCCUCCAAGCACGAUGACGCAGACGUCUACGACCACCACAACUGAAACCUUCACAUCAACCGUGACCAACACGACCACCCUUCAACCAGCCACCACCACAGUGACAGCGAGCUCAACUUCAACCUCAACAGUGACAGAGACUCGAACCCGCACCAGCACCACAGAGAUGAUCACCACGCGGCCCAAUCCCACCAGCACGGUGCUCCUGAAUUUCACUGAUGAGGAGACCGACAUCCUCAUCUCCCUGGAGAAGGGCGGGCUGAUGGGCACCCUGGCCAACGCCCUGUCCCUGGAGCAGGCCGCCAUGGCGUGCACGGCGGCGGGCAGCAAGCUCUGCAGCGCCAGAGAUGCUGAGGACGGGUGGGCGAAGUUCCGCAACUCCGGCGCGGCGGGGCGGGCCUUCUCCGCGUGGAUCGCCGCAGGCGCAGGCUGCAUCGUGGAGAAGAAGAUGUCCGUGGAGCAGAUCCCAGUGAGCUGCGGGCACUCUGCGACUUCCCAGUACGACGCCUUGUGCUGCCAGAAGGAGGUGCCCAGCACCACUCCGGCCACCCGCAGCACCACCACCGAGGAGCUGCCGACCAGCCAGCUGGCCACCACCCGCGGAGCUGGGGAUCUGCCGUUCCAGGAUGGGGACGAGGAGGAGAUCGUCAUCCCCGAGACAACUUGGGUGCCGGAGACCACUCGCACGCGGACCACCACCACGACCAACACCACCACUACCACCAAGCCCCCUACCACCUCCACACUGACCACCACCACCGCAACCACCACAGAGACUGUGACGACCACCACCAUCACGGUGACGACCUCCACCUCCACCACAGCCACCUCGACCACCACCACGCUGCCUCCGUGCAAGUACUCCGCCUGGGGCGGAUGGACGGACUGCUACCCCUACUGUGCGGGCACAAAGCAUCGGUCGCGCAGAACCGACAUGGUGGGACUGGUGAACGAUCACUGCAAGUUUUGGUUUGAGGAGGCCAACUGCAGCAGCCUUUGCAUCGACUGCAAGUGGAACGAUUGGCAGGACUGGGCGGACACGUGCCCGCAGCAGCCCAAGCAGGGCACACGCAUGAGGAUCCGCGACAACACGCCGCCCCAAGGGGGCGGCGCGCACUGCCAGGGCGACUCGAAAGUGUCGGAGAACUGCCCGAUCGACUGCUACUUCACGGAUUGGUCGGAAUGGACGUCGUGCCCACCCUGUUCGACCUCGGCGGUGUCUGAGAGUUCGCGCCAGAUGGUGGAGGCCCAGUGGGGAGGGCUGCCGUGCUUCGAGACGCACAAGCUGCAGACCAAGCGGGAGAAGAUCUGCUUCGACCCCUCCUGUGCUACUCCCUGCACCUGGGACGACUGGCGGGAAUGGGGCGAGUGCACGAUCACCUGCGGCGCCGGGGCCACCCGGACCCGGGAGAGGAACUACAAGCACUCCGCGGUGGCAGGAGUGCAUUGCCGGGGCCUGGACAAGCAGGAGCAGGACUGCGUGCAGCUUCCGGCGUGCCCGACCACCACCACCACGGUGACCAGCACCAGCACCACCAAGACCACCACCACCAUCACGGAAACUGGCACGACCACCAGCACCACCAUCACCUCCGUCACCAGCACCAGCACCAUGACGGAGACGGAGACCACCACCACCAGGACCGCCACGGAGACGCAGACGACCACCACGGAGACGGAGACUGUCACGGAGACCACCACCACGGUGACCACCACGCAGACGACCACCACGAAGACGAAAACGGACACCACCACGACAGCGACCGAAACGCAGACGUCCACCACCACGACCCUCACCAAGACGGAGACGACCACCACUGCGACGGUGACUGGCACCUCCACUACCACCACGGUCACCAUCACUGGCACCACCACCACAGUCACUGGGACCACCACCAGCUCCACCAAGACAUCCACAAAGGCGGCGACCGCGGCGCAGGCAGCGAGCGCGCCUCUGCCCUUCGAAGCGAACGACACCCAGGAGGCACGGAAUCUUCAGGCGCGGAAUAUCUCAGAGGUGGAGCCGCUCAGCAGCACAAGCGGCUCAAGCAGCUCAAGCAGCACGAGCACCAGUACCACCACCACGGUCACCAGCACGGGAACCACCACCACGGUGACUGCCACCACCACCACAGUCACCACCACCACAAUCACCAGCACUACGCUGGCGAACACGACCGGCAACAUCACCGCAGCCUCCGAGGAGAUCUUGGAAGGCUUGGGGGAGGCGGGGGUGAUCGACCAGUCGAAGCUGCCCUUUGACCAAGGAAGCGGCAACAUCGUGGACACCAUCGUCGGGGCCGUGAAGAGCACGCUGGACGCGAGGCCCCCCUGCAAUGGCAGCAAGCCGGAGAAGCCGGAGGAGGUGGGCACUUCUUUGUCUCCGGCGAGCACUUCCGUGGAGAUCUUGCGCUCCGGGGAUGUGCUGGUGACCAACGGAAACGAGGUGGAGGUGAUCCACGGCGCGGCGCCCCACGUCACCACCAAGCCCGAUGCGGACGGCACCACUGCUCCGUACCCGGCGCAAAGCCUCUUGGAGACGAGAAGCUCGCUGAGCGAUGUGGCGGCGCACAACAUCCCAUAGGGAAGGAGAUGAGCUAAAGCUGCUCAAAAAAGCGCAUAGUGGCAUAGUACGAACGAGUCUUAGAUGAGAACGCGUGACUUU
Molecule: messenger RNA, 4118 nt
Organism: Effrenium voratum
Lineage: Eukaryota; Dinophyceae; Suessiales; Symbiodiniaceae
Source: the annotation of a GenBank genome assembly